Molecule: messenger RNA, 900 nt
Organism: Thrips palmi
Lineage: Eukaryota; Metazoa; Arthropoda; Insecta; Thysanoptera; Thripidae
Exons: 6
Coding region: 229-900 (223 amino acids)
Source: RefSeq, a predicted model, not a curated record
GCCGUGGUGCGACCGCCGCGAGGACCCCGUCAGAGUUCCCGACGACGGCAACCCAGACGACAGUGUUUAAAAAUUUUCUGGCAUGGGCACGAAGAGUUCAUUUGUCAUAUUUCGUCUGGUUUACGACGGCCAUGGUUCAACUCAUGGCGUCACAACAACGAGGCCUGUUUCCCUGGCAACGGCCCCACGCCGUUCGCCUUCGCCCCGCACACCCUCUCCGUCACGAGGAUGGAGCGUCCGAAGGAGAAGGACUGCAUCGGGCCGACGGCGGAGGAAGUGGCCAAGUGCAGUCGCAUCGAGGUGGUCCCCGAGCCCCCCGUGCGCCACUUCCGGCGCUGCGUGCGCCCCAACCAGGUGGCCGGGGACGCCGUGGACCGCCGCUUCGUGGACACCAAGUGGAUCCUCAACAGCGACGGCCCGGCCGCGGAGGACCACUUCCUCACCACCCACCAGCACUUCUUCGCCAAGCCCGGCACCUGCCCGCAGCCCCUGUCCAGGCGCGCGCGCCUGCUGUGGCACUACCUGCUGCACCGGCACGGCCUCAAGGUGAGCCAAGAGGCGCUGGCCCCGCCCGAGGUGGAGCCCUACGUCACCGAGUACACGGGCCAGUACGCCAGGGACGACUUCACGCCGGCCCUGGAGGCGGACCUGCGCCGGGCGGACCAGCCCGUCAGCGAGGUGGACGCCAGGCACCCGCUGUACGAGGACCCGGCCGUCUCGUACUGGUACCAGAAGCAGAUGCUGCCGCCGCGCGGCGCGUGCUGGGACGGCGUGACGGCGCGCGAGGCCCACGACGUGGCGCAGCCCUUCCGGCGCAACGCGCUCUUCACCACCCCCGUGGACGUCGCGCUGCACGAGCCCCCCCUAACAGGAAUAUAUUGGUUUAAGAAGUCCUCUUAA